GGAGGUUGUGCUGUCAUUGCCCGUCGCACCGGCGCAAGAUAACCAUCACGGUCGGGGACCCAUCCUCAUCCUCCAGACUGCGAGGCGCGCCGGGAGGUUAUGGCGCCCCGUGAGGAGCUCUCUCAAACCACCCGGAUGUCGCCCAAGGCUAUGAUCGAGACGGGCCCGCCGGGGCUGCAGGACGAGCCGCCUCCUAUGCCCGCCGUGGUGGUGUCGCCCAGCCCGUCCGCCUCGCGACAGCGGUUCAUCUCCAUGGUGAUGCUGGGCGCCGAAGUGGCCUGGCUGCUGAUCCAGACCGUCUUCAUGAUCCUAGACGCCGUGUACCACGCCAUCAAGCCUAACGACGGCAAGGACCUCUCCGGGAAGCUGGUGCUGAUCACCGGCGCCGGCCACGGCCUCGGCAAGGAGACGGCGCUGCAGUUCGCCCGCCAGGGCUGCCGCGUGGCGUGCGUCGACGUCAACAAGGUUGGCAACGACGAGACGGUGCGCGAGAUCAUCAUGGAGGCGGAGAAGGCCGGCGUCGUGGCCAACGGCAAGCCCCUGGCCAAGGCGUACGUCUGCAACGUGGCCGACAGGAAAAAGAUCCAAGACCUUGCCGUGCAGGUCACCAAGGACAUGGGCGAGGUGGACAUUCUGGUCAACAACGCCGGCAUCCUCACCGAGCACUCGUUCCGCGACGCCACUCCCGAAGAGAUCGACCUCACCAUCAACGUCAACCUCACGUCGCACUUCUGGACCAUCCAAUCGUUCCUGCCCGGCAUGCUCAAGAGAAACUCCGGGCACAUCGUGGCCAUCGCCUCGGUCGGCUCCUUCAUCGGGGUGGCCAACUUCUCGACAUACUGCGCCACCAAAUACGCCGUCGACGGCUUGAUGUCGUCCCUCCACGAGGAGUUCCGCAACAAGCAGAAGGACAUCAAGCUGACCACCGUCCACCCGUACUUCAUCAACACGCGGCCUGACCUCAUCAAGGGCUGGCACCACAGGUUGCCCCUCAUCACCCCGGACCGCGUCGCCGCCGCAGUCGUGAGGGGAGUCCGCAGGGAGAGCAUCUCCGUCACCAUCCCCAAGUUUCUCUUCUACCUCAUCGCCAUCUCAAGAUUCUUCCCCCAGAACGUGAUCGACAUCUGGAGAGACGUCUUCUACACCCACAUCACCCCUCCCAACAAGAUCGCUCCUGCCGCGCCCGCCCAGGCAAACGGCACCGCGAGUUCCAACGGGAUUGCUCAAGGGACGUCAUCAGUUGCCAACGGCGCCACCAACGGUGCUGCCAACGGCGCUGCGAACGGUGCUGCCAACGGCGUUGCCACCGAGGUCAAGAAGGACCUUUGAGCCGGUUCGGCACAGCUCAGCUGCUGAGACUGAGACUAAGUUCAUCUUCCGGCGAAGGUUUAACUCCGUCCGUCGUGCGGCGGUAUGCCGCCUACCUCAAAGACUGCCCUGUGUGCAACGAGUGCACUGUGACGACCGCCAUGCCAGGCUAGAAAACAGUCCCGACUCGACGCGACCAGCCGGAAUCAUCGGGCACCGGCGUCUCUGUAUUAAGUUUAUGUGACUUUGUGGCGUCCUCACGAUUGCUGUGGACAAGGACAAGAAAAAGGCUUCGCUCGACCUUUUGCCGAUCGGUGCAGUUGCUCAAUUUAGUUUUGUGUUAUUGUAAUUGGUACCUGCUAGUCUCAGAGGACCGUGUAAGAGCAGUUAUCUCCAUGACAAACUGGAGCCGUGGUUAAGUACUGUAAUGUCUCCACACAUUAUUUUUUCCGCGAUUCGUAGCGAGACGUUACAGUACGGGAGGGCAUGACAUCAGAUAAUCCAAAGAUACUGUUCUGUAAACUUGUUUCAAUUAUUUUAAUUGAAAUAAAUGAAGAUAGUGGAUUAGGAAUCUAGUUGUGAGACGUUCAUCUACUGUUUUAGACCAUGCUGUUGACUACAGUACUUCAGAAUUUUCGCUUUAUGGCCACAGACCAAUGAGAUGUGCGUCAGAAUCUAGGUAAUUUCUGUGUUGGCCGUGUAUAAAUCAUACGGUCUAACAAAGACAAGAUUUAUUUGUUGUAAAACAAAAUAGGUUAAGAUUAUCACAUCACUGUAAAAUAAUUAAAUAUUUACUCUGUGCGUGAGGAAAUGUUAUUUGUUUAAAUAAAAUAACAAAUGAA
Messenger RNA from Frankliniella occidentalis (western flower thrips), 2150 nucleotides. RefSeq names its product epidermal retinol dehydrogenase 2-like. Gene Ontology annotation, molecular function: oxidoreductase activity, acting on the CH-OH group of donors, NAD or NADP as acceptor. The record is from RefSeq and is a predicted model, not a curated record. Gene Ontology annotation, cellular component: lipid droplet. Lineage: Eukaryota; Metazoa; Arthropoda; Insecta; Thysanoptera; Thripidae. Bases 100 to 1329 code for a protein of 409 amino acids. The transcript is spliced from 8 exons.